Molecule: messenger RNA, 422 nt
Organism: Pollicipes pollicipes
Lineage: Eukaryota; Metazoa; Arthropoda; Thecostraca; Pollicipedomorpha; Pollicipedidae
Gene: RpL11
Product: ribosomal protein L11
Biological process (GO): translation
Cellular component (GO): ribosome
Molecular function (GO): structural constituent of ribosome
Source: RefSeq, a predicted model, not a curated record
CGGUCCUUUCCGGUCGAAGAUGGGGGACAAGGCCAAGAACCCCAUGCGGGAUCUCCGCAUCCUGAAGUUAUGUCUCAAUAUCUGCGUUGGUGAAUCUGGUGACAAGCUGACCCGUGCUGCCAAGGUGCUGGAGCAGCUGACGGGCCAGUCGCCCGUGUUCUCGAAGGCCCGCUACACCGUGCGCAGCUUCGGCAUCCGGCGUAAUGAGAAGAUCGCCGUCCACUGCACGGUGCGCGGCCCCAAGGCCGAGGAGAUCCUCGAGUGCGGCCUCAAGGUGUGCGAGUACGAACUGAGGAAGGGCAAUUUCUCUGACACCGGCAACUUCGGUUUCGGUAUCAAGGAGCAUAUCGAUCUGGGUAUCAAGUACGACCCCAGCAUCGGCAUCUACGGCCUGGACUUCUACGUCGUGCUUGGACGGCCAG